This is a messenger RNA of Chaetomium globosum CBS 148.51, 729 nucleotides long. RefSeq lists its product as uncharacterized. NCBI's taxonomy places the organism in Eukaryota, Fungi, Ascomycota, Sordariomycetes, Sordariales, Chaetomiaceae. The transcript has a single exon. The record is from RefSeq and is a predicted model, not a curated record. Gene Ontology annotation, cellular component: cytoplasm. Gene Ontology annotation, molecular function: nucleotidyltransferase activity; tRNA binding; double-stranded RNA binding. Gene Ontology annotation, biological process: regulation of translational fidelity. The coding region runs from base 1 to 729 and encodes 242 amino acids.
AUGGUCCCUCGCACCAUUCCAGAACCAGGCAGUGUGCCAAACGUCUCCCGUGAUGCCCAACAAACGUAUGAAACUCUCAAAUCCGGCGGAGUCGUCGUCGUCCCAACCGACGUGGGCUACGCGCUCUUGACGAGCACCCCAGCCGGAGUUGAGAGAAUCUUCACCGCCAAAGGCCGUCGACAAGGCCACAAUCUGGGCAUCAUUGGGACGUACCAACAACACCGAGAAAUCCACGUGUUGCCCGAAUCCAAGUUCGAGUUCACCCGCGUCCUGACAGAGGACAUGGGCAUGAUAAUCAGCAUCAUCGCUAAAUACGACCCCACUAACCCGCGCCUGGCAGCCCUGGGCCCGGCCACACUUUCCCAGGUCACCAGGGGCGAUACAAUCGGCAUCGCCAUCCCAGAAGGGCCGUUCUUACGCGAGCUCGGCCGGCUUUGUGAUGCGGACCCGCAGGGCACGUUGAUUUUCGGUUCCUCGGCCAACCUCACCGGGCAAGGGCAGCGGUUCCGCGUCGAGGAUAUUGAACCUGCCGUGCUGGGGCAUGCUGAUUUGGUGGUGGAUUAUGGCUUGCAGAAAUGGCACACGUAUGGCUUUGGUGCCGUCAAUAUCGAUGUUGAAAACAUGAAAGUCUUGAGAGCUGGGGCUGGGUACGAGGUUUUCAAGGACAGAGUCAAGAGGUGGUUCCCCGAAUUGUUGGAGGAAGCAGGCGUAAACCUAGACCAUGUCUGA